This is a messenger RNA of Sycon ciliatum, 2408 nucleotides long. RefSeq lists its product as uncharacterized. NCBI's taxonomy places the organism in Eukaryota, Metazoa, Porifera, Calcarea, Leucosolenida, Sycettidae. The record is from RefSeq and is a predicted model, not a curated record. Gene Ontology annotation, molecular function: zinc ion binding.
GAACUUUGACCUUUUGAUAUCUCGGAUUCGCCACUGCUACUGCUGCUGGAGCAGCAUAGCAAGUAUGGCAACAGGGGACCCCGGAGGGGGACAGCCACCAGGAAAUGGCAAAGACCAGACUGCCAAUCCUCGUGGCUCUCUCGUUGCUAGGAUGAUCCAAAAUGUCAGCACUGCUGAUGAUACUGAUACCAGCAUUGCCAAUCAAGCUUCCAAAUCCCAGGAGUUGAAGUCAGUCGCUUUUCAAGUGCAAGGAACAACUAAACAUGCCAACCUAGACUCUGGAACACCUGUGGAGCCUAAUCCCAGUGGUCAGAAAAGGCAAAAUUCUAAUGUUCAACAAAGGCAACAAAAUGAAGGAUCUGGGCAAAAGACAGGAACCACUCAACAACAUCCAACUGGCAAUACUGGGAUGAACAGAGACACUCAGCAACAUCCAACUGGCAAUACUGGGAUGAACAGAGACACUCAGCAACAUCCAACUGGCAAUACUGGGAUGAACAGAGACACUCAACAACAUCCAACUGGCAAUACUGGGAUGAACAGAGACACUCAACUACAUCCAGCUGGCAAUACUGGGAUGAACAGAGACACUCAACUACAUCCAGCUGACAAUGCUGGGAUGAACAGAGACACUCAGGCACAAUAUCCAGCUGGCAAUGCUGGGAAGAGCAGAGACACUCAGCAACGUCAAGCUGGCAAUGGUGGUAUCAUAGCAGGAGCAAAUUUGGGCUCAGCAAGGAGCAGUGCUACCCAACAGCGAAAGUCUUCUUGUGACAGUCCUGGAAAAAGUAGCGGGCGACAACAAAAAAGUGCCAAGGCUGCCAUGACUGUUGCUGAGCAAAGCACUACGUUUUCUGGCUCAUCGAUGACACCUGAGCAUGGUAAUGUGCAGCCAACUGGUCGUCGACCUGUGAUUCAUCACAAUCAUGAUCAAACAUGUGAUGCUAAUGCUAUAAGCGCUACAAGCGAUACAACUGAGAUGCCUGUGGUGGACACUACUUCAACACAACCAAGUAAAUAUGCUGUGCCUCAACUGAGCUCUCUCCCUGUGAGCCUGAGACGUUUUCAACUGAGCUCUCUCCCUGUGAGCAGACCUUCUCAACUGAGCUCUCUCCCUGUGAGCAGACCUCAACUGAGCUCUCUCCCUGUGGGCAGACCAUCACCUCAUCCAACUAGCACUACAGUCACUGUAGAUGAGGCGGCAAGUGGAGUGGAAACAGCAGCUAGCUCUGCAACUGUGCCAUUGCCAACUAGAUCCACUGCAAGGCAGCAAAGAAGUCGUCCUGUGGUUAGCAUCAAGCCGCAGCUCAAACGUUCUAUUGACACGACAAGUAUCGGAAAUGUACUGGAGAGGUCUUCUGCACCGUCACUAAUGAUCACUCCUGCUGUGCAACAAGGCGCUCAUCCUGUGAGCAGCAGAAAGCUACCGCAGAUGAGUUUGACAGGUUCUACAUCAGCUGUUCCCUCUUCACUGUCAAUAGCAACUGGAAUUGGCACAGAGCGGAACCAUUUGUGCUUGACCAAAAACAAGAGUCAGCCAAAACUGGACUGUGGUAGCAAUACCACCACUGCCGCAGGUUCAUUGACUAGCGUUUCCAGCAACUCCCCGUCUGGAUAUACUGUAAUGCAGCAACAGCAGCAGCAGCAACAGCCGCAGCAACAGCAGCAACAGCCGCAGCAACAGCAGCAGCCACAGCAGCCGCAGCAGCAGCAGCAGCAGCAGCAGCAGCAACAGCCGCAGCAGCAGCAGCAGCAACAGCAGCAGCAAGGUACACACGCAAUGGUCUACAGCACCAGAGAUCAUAACCCAACGGCACAUCAGACUGGCAAUGCAGAUCAACAACCGGAGUUAUACCCCAUUGCGAGAAAAGGCCUACACCAGGAAAAUAUUACACCAGGUGUGGACUUUGCUUCUGGAAAUGUUCAACUCACCCAACCAAGUUCAUCAAGCAAAGCCGCCAAUGAAAAGCCUCACAAGAAAAGCAUAUCAGGAACUGAAACUGCUGGUGCCAGGCAAACAUGUCCUGAAGAGACACUGUUGGGUAGAUCUCCUGACCAGCAUCAACACACACGUACAACUAAGUCACCCCAGGAUCCACUGAUACAGCCAACUGCGGGUGCUUCAUCAACAACACUGAUCGAUGUACCUCCAUCGCCAGCAGCUGAUACCUUUUGUGGCACAAAGUCCACCGUUGACUGUGUGACAUGCAAGGAAAAGCCUGCUCUCUUCCACUGUCCUUCUUGUGAGGAGGAUUAUUGUAACACAUGUUGGGCAGUUGUGCACAAAGGGAGAAAGCUCGCUUUGCACAAAAAGGCUUCACUUGACGCCAGCCAUCCAAGUGUUGCAUCAUCGGCAUGUGGUCUGGGACAACUUGAAUAUGAUAGCUAUGUUGAAGGUUCUUUCCCCA